CGUUUAGAUGCGGCGAUACUAAACUAGAAAAAAAGUUGAAAGUGUUAAAGCGGCAUUGUUGAAGCGUCGUUUGAGCGCCUACUGUAGCGAUGGACUCUACUCAGAACACACUCUCUCUCGGAAAGGUAAACGGCGACCUCAAAUCGUCGUUGAGCUACGAUCGUGUCGGUGCAGCAGCGCCUCGCGAUUCCUCUAUUGUUUUGGCCACAAGACCUCCCAGACAAGCGGUGUCUUACUGGACAUGUUCAAAGCUUUGUGCGAUUUGUUUUGUUGCUGGAGUGGUUUUUGGUUACACGCUGAGGGGACGUGUGAAGCGUUGGGCCUCCAAUAUUCUCAAGAAGCUCAGCUGAAAGAUUAUUCAACGAUGGGACUUUUUUCUUUCUCAUUGCUUCUUCGCGUAUGAAAGAAUCUAAUUACAGGUACUGUUUUGGUUUGGUUAAUGGUUAGAGUUCAAGUUUCAUAGAAGUCUGGUUGGAACAAAAUCAAUUUUGCAUCAUUCUUAUAUGCCCAGUCAUUGUGCUUAAUGCAGAUUUUGGGAUGAGUUUCAAGGUCACAGUUACAUACACUACGUAAUUGUUAUUUUAAAGUUCUAUAUUCUGGAGAUAUAUUUCUUCAUAGCCCUUCUGGCAUUUUUCCUUAUCCGAAGAUCUCAAACUCGUCUUAACAUCAGAAAAAUGAAAAAUGAAAAAUGAAAAGGAUGCACCUGAGGCAUCGCGUUCCUGAAU
This is a messenger RNA of Abrus precatorius (Indian licorice), 725 nucleotides long. RefSeq lists its product as uncharacterized. The record is from RefSeq and is a predicted model, not a curated record. Bases 90 to 350 code for a protein of 86 amino acids. NCBI's taxonomy places the organism in Eukaryota, Viridiplantae, Streptophyta, Magnoliopsida, Fabales, Fabaceae. The transcript has 2 exons.